Sciurus carolinensis (gray squirrel) is the source of this 1956-nucleotide messenger RNA. RefSeq names its product actin related protein 2/3 complex subunit 3 (gene Arpc3). Gene Ontology annotation, molecular function: actin filament binding. The record is from RefSeq and is a predicted model, not a curated record. Gene Ontology annotation, cellular component: Arp2/3 protein complex; cytoskeleton. Gene Ontology annotation, biological process: regulation of actin filament polymerization; Arp2/3 complex-mediated actin nucleation. The coding region runs from base 152 to 688 and encodes 178 amino acids. The transcript is spliced from 7 exons. NCBI's taxonomy places the organism in Eukaryota, Metazoa, Chordata, Mammalia, Rodentia, Sciuridae.
CCAGGCGGGUCUGCAAGGCCGGAAGCGCUGCCCUCUCCCCGCGCCCUCCCCUUCCGGCUCACUUCCGCCUACUCCGCCCUGGUCCCCAGACCGGAAGUGCCGCACUUUAACCAGGUCCUGCUCGUCUAGGUCCAAACCCGGCGCCACCAAGAUGCCGGCUUACCACUCUUCUCUCAUGGACCCUGACACCAAACUCAUUGGAAACAUGGCCCUGUUACCUAUCAGAAGUCAGUUCAAAGGACCUGCCCCCAGAGAGACAAAAGAUACUGAUAUUGUGGAUGAAGCCAUCUAUUACUUCAAGGCCAAUGUGUUCUUCAAAAACUAUGAAAUUAAGAAUGAAGCUGAUAGGACCUUGAUAUAUAUCACCCUCUACAUUUCUGAGUGUCUAAAGAAACUCCAAAAGUGCAAUUCCAAAAGCCAAGGUGAGAAAGAAAUGUAUACCCUGGGAAUCACUAAUUUUCCCAUUCCUGGAGAGCCUGGUUUUCCACUUAAUGCAAUUUAUGCCAAGCCUGCAAACAAACAGGAAGAUGAAGUCAUGCGAGCCUACCUACAGCAGCUAAGGCAAGAGACUGGACUGAGACUUUGUGAGAAAGUUUUUGAUCCUCAGAAUGAUAAACCCAGCAAGUGGUGGACUUGCUUUGUGAAGAGACAGUUCAUGAACAAGAGUCUUUCAGGACCUGGGCAGUGAAGGGAGCCUGGGCAGCCACUGCCUCCAGCGCCUUGGACAGCAUUUUACAGCAAGAUGUAUACAAUCCUUUUUCUUUAUUUCAUAAAGUUUUAUACAGAAGAGAGAAGAGAGCAUGUCUUUACUUGAAAAGCUCUUGAUCAAGAAUUUGGGGGUGUGGGGGUGAGUUGUUGAAAGGUGAUUUGAAAUUUUCUGCAGUAUUAAGCUGGUGCUUAAUAAGAAUGAAUAAUAAUAAAUAAAUUUCUAACAUUUCAUGUCAGAAAAACUUCAUUGCUUAUCUUUGACAUUCAAUUAAAACAUUUUUGAGAUAAAAUUCACAUUCCCUACUCUUCACCCUUUUAAAGUGUUUACAACUUAGUGGUUUCUAAUAUAUACCUAAAGUUUUAUAACCAUUGCCACAAACUCCAGAUCAUUUUCAUCACCCCCAAAAGAUGUAUCUGUACUUUUUAGCCAUCGCUCUCCCUCAUUCCUCCCUAACCCCUCUUCCUGACCGCCACCAGAAGUAAUCUACUUUCUGUCUCUAGAUUUGCUUAUUCUGAAUAUUUCAUAUAAAGGAGUCAUACAAUAUGUGGCCUUCUGUUUUUGGUUUAUUUCACUUAGCAUGUUUUCAAAGUUAACCCAUCCUACACAAUACUUAUUUUUGAUUCAUUUUUUCCCUUUUUGUAUGUGUAUAUGAGAGAGAUGUACAUAGCACAAUAUGUACAGAGUCAUUACUUACAUUUACAGUGUUGUGCAACUAGCACAUAGUAUUUUCAAAACUUUCAUUGCACAAAAUGGGCCUUUUGUGACCUCUAACUUACUUUUGGUCUCUGAAUUUACCUGUUGAGGGUAACACUCAUGUAAGGGGAAUCAAACAUUUAUCCUUUUGUGUAUCUGCCUUCCUCGACUUAGCAUAAUGUCUUCAAAGUUUGUCCAUGUUGUAGACUGUAUCGGGAUUCACUCCUUUCCAUGAGUAAUAUUCCAUUGUAAGGAGAGACCACAUUGUGUUUAUCCAUCAAUGUGUGAACAGUUGCUUUAUAUCCAUUUUUUGGCACUUUAUAACAGUGCUGCCAAGAACAUUCAUAUACCAAUUUUUAUGUGGACAUGUGUUCAUUUCUCUUGGUUAUUUCCCUAGGAGUAGAAUUGCUGAGUCAUAACUGUUUGACUUUCUUAAGAAUUGCCAGACUGUUUGUUCAUCGCAGCUGCACUAUUCUGCAUUCCCACAUCCUCACUUUUGUUCCUUGCUAACCCAGUCGAUGUGAAAUAAAAUCUCAUUGUGGUUUUGAUUUGUA